Seriola aureovittata is the source of this 2443-nucleotide messenger RNA. It is a transcript of the gene pax4, whose product is annotated as paired box 4. The record is from RefSeq and is a predicted model, not a curated record. NCBI's taxonomy places the organism in Eukaryota, Metazoa, Chordata, Actinopteri, Carangiformes, Carangidae. The coding region runs from base 363 to 1637 and encodes 424 amino acids. The transcript is spliced from 10 exons. Gene Ontology annotation, biological process: regulation of transcription by RNA polymerase II; anatomical structure development. Gene Ontology annotation, molecular function: DNA-binding transcription factor activity, RNA polymerase II-specific; RNA polymerase II cis-regulatory region sequence-specific DNA binding.
UUUUUAAAAAAAAAUUCCCCAAACAUAUUUGAAAUAACACAAGUACAUUUUUAAAAACAUUUUUGUCAGCAGAGACCUGCUCAUCUGAAUCCCAUUUUAACUUUAUAAUGCUCCCAUUCACUUCCAGGCAAUGUUGACAUUUCUGGUAACAGGCCACCACGUCAUGUUGAGGUCUGCAGGCCUAUAAAUUUCUGCUGAAGGGCGUGAUCCAUCGCAGUGUCAUUCACCAGAGAUACCUGGACAAUUCUCCCACAAGUUGUUAUAUUUUUCUGUUUUUCUCUGUUUUCUUUUUCCUGGGGACAUCAUCACUUGACGACUUUAGUUUUUGGAACUUUUAUCAUCAAGUCUGGGAGCCAGCGGGGAUGUGCGGAACAAACACUGAUCUGCAAAGUAAAGGUGGAGGACGUGUCAACCAGCUAGGAGGGAUGUUUCUCAACGGCAGACCUCUCCCAGAGUCCAAGAGGAGGAAAAUGAUAGAACUGGCCUCGGAGGGAGUCCGUCCAAGCCAAAUAUCCAGGAUACUUCGGGUGUCCAACGGGUGCGUCAGUAAGAUCCUGAGCCGUUACCGCAGCACAGGACUCCUCGAGCCCAAGACCAUCGGAGGGAGCCGACCUCGACUCCUCACCCCCGGUGUCAUCUCCACUAUAAUCCAGUGCAAGAGGGAAAACCCAACUAUUUUCGCUUGGGAAAUUCGAAAGCGUCUGGCAGCAGCACGAAUGUGCAAGGUCUCGAAAGUGCCCAGCGUGUCAUCUAUAAAUCGGAUUUUAAGAAAGAUCCACUUGGACCACGGACCCAUGUGCAUGGAGAUCAACAGAGGUGAGCAGGGUCUUGAUUCUUUGAUUCAAGAAGAUGGGAAUCAGAGAGCGAUGUUUGAGACAGUGAGCAGUAAUGACCAGAAACCUAAAGGUGUCCAGCAGCGAAACCGCACCACCUUCUCCCCAGAGCAGAGCAGAGCACUUGAGCAAGAAUUCUCUCACAGCCAGUAUGCAGACAUGUACAUGAGAGAGAAACUGUCCGCCAAGAUCAAACUUCCUGAAGACACCAUCAAGGUCUGGUUUUCAAACAGACGGGCUAAAUGGAGGAGGGAAACCAAACAGAGGAGUAGCGCGCAGACUGCAGACCUUCAAAGGCAAAGACAUCAUGUUCCGACAGUGUGUGUGAAUCCAGCAGUGACACACAGCUCCACAUCGCACCAGGAUUAUGUUUGUGUUGAUUUGAAGGCAACAGCUGUGCCAAGAUUCUACUGUCAAAACCCAGAGGCCUCCUCCUCAUACAACACAGUUGCCAGGAAAUUGCACAAUGGCUUCAUUUUCCCAACAGAGACAGGUAUCAGAAACUCUGAACGUCUGACAUCCAUCUCAGUGCCACCCUCAUUCCUCCAUCAGUCAAAUAACACAGUGACCCAGAACAUAGACAAGACUCCACUGGCUCUCCACACAGAUAGAUUCACCCUCCCGUUGGUUCACCAUCCUUCAGACACAAGGACACCGCUCCCUCUAACAACGGAGACAAUAAGAGCAGAGUGCCCCGUGACUCACUGCUGGAACCAGCAGGGGGUUUCUUUUACUUGGAGCCAGUUUCAAACAGAUGAGAGGUUUCUGUUUGCCCAGCAGCCCUGGGAUGUGAGUCCACACUAGCACCUGGACUAAUUGUGACCAUGUCUCUGAGUAUGUUUAAUGUUCUUUUGAUCACUGAAAUCUUUUUGUUCGGGUGCCGCUCAUUGUCUGGGCUGGAGGGACAGAUCCUGGCCAGCAGAGGGCGACAAAGGACUGAACUUACAACCUUGUCCCUGACACUUUUUUUUACAUAAACUGCAGCUUCAUUUAUCACUUUUCUGUGAAUCUGUUCUCUUGAAAUGCCAGUAAUAAGGAAUAAGGAGUUAGAGAAGGUCAUAUCUUAAGUUUAUUCAAAGUCUUUCAUUGGUUCCAUCAGACAACGUGGUGGGUUUUAAAUCCACUGAGCUGACUUGUAAAGAAGACAAAGUUGAUGCAGCUCUAUAAGACAUGAAGUGCUGAACAAAGCUGGACAGAUAGGAUGGUAAUAAAUAUUUUUACUGAUGUGAAUUUCCAGAAAGUAAGGUGUUAUGUGCCAAGGUGUGAUGAAGCCAAUAAACACAAGUUCUGCUUGAGAGAGUGUAGAUUUUAGAGGGUACAUUUAAUGCUGAUGGAUAAUGUUAUAGAUGCUCUACAGUAUAUCUGGUCAGUGAUGUACUGUGAUUGUAACAUAAAUCAUAGCUCCAUGGAUCAUUUAAGGUGACUGCUAUAAUAAUAUAUGGAUGUUAUCUCUUUUAUAGUCUUGGGCUUGCUGUGUGUUUGAAUGCAGAAGGCGGUUCAGGGGCCCCUCCAAGACUUCUUUCCAGGGAUGGCCAGUGGGAAAAUCUAUAAAAGUAUAGCUUCAAAAAGUCUAAACAUGAUCUGAUAUCUGCUCCGCUCGGUAUCAGUUU